Molecule: messenger RNA, 954 nt
Organism: Penaeus indicus
Lineage: Eukaryota; Metazoa; Arthropoda; Malacostraca; Decapoda; Penaeidae
Product: nucleolar protein 4-like
Exons: 7
Coding region: 1-954 (317 amino acids)
Source: RefSeq, a predicted model, not a curated record
AUGCGUAGAUCCGAAGUGGAGCGGAAGGUGGAGACCCGGACGUCGUCCGAGUGGACUCCGUACCAGCACCAGCCGCUCGGACUCAGCAGGAGCGACGUCCCGCGAAGGAGUCCGUGCCCGUCGCCGUCGGGCAGCGAGCGCGCGGCUACGGCCACGCCCCUCGACACAGCCAGCAACGCCGAGGACACGUCCAGCAACGGCAACAAAGACGACGAGGACGACGACGCGGACGACGACAACGACGAUGACAAGAUCGACGCCCAGUACGACCCGGAGCGUCUCAAGGCGUUCAACAUGUUCGUGCGCCUGUUCGUGGACGAGAACCUGGACCGCAUCGUGCCCAUCAGCAAGCAGCCGAAGGAGAAGAUCCAGGCCAUCAUCGACGCGUGCGCGCGCCAGUUCCCCGAGUUCGCGGAGAGGACGCGCAAGAGGAUCCGGACUUACCUCAAGAGCUGCAGGAGAAAUAAGAGAACCCGGGACUCCAACGGCUGGGAGACGCCGUCCCGCCCGACGCCGCCGCACCUGACGAGCAUCCAGGCGGAGCAGAUCCUGGCGAACGCGUGCGAGAACGAGGCGCAGAAUGCCAAGAGAAUGCGGCUGGGACUCGAGCCCAUCGCGCAGCCCAACCCCCUCAACCCCCUCCCCCAGGCGCCGGUGAGUCCUCGGCAGGAGUGCGAGGCGAAAGGCCGAAUUCUAAGGGUGUGCGUGCGUGUGUACGUGUACGUGCAGGUGUGUGAAGUAUGCUGUCAGACAGGGUGUCCCGUAGCUCUUCUAAGGAUCUGGUCCUGCGCCCUCCGCGGCUGCAGCUCAGACUCGGGUCCUACAAGCAGAACAGAAACGAUUCCCGGCUGCCGGUCAGCGAAGCGGGAUCAGCAGCGCGCGCCGCAACUCGUGCUUAGAUUCAGCCUAUUUCCUCUGCAGCAACAAGUCGACAACAACCACAACAACAAGUGA